This is a messenger RNA of Carassius auratus (goldfish), 3531 nucleotides long. RefSeq lists its product as uncharacterized. The transcript is spliced from 25 exons. The record is from RefSeq and is a predicted model, not a curated record. Gene Ontology annotation, biological process: cell-matrix adhesion. NCBI's taxonomy places the organism in Eukaryota, Metazoa, Chordata, Actinopteri, Cypriniformes, Cyprinidae. Bases 75 to 3077 code for a protein of 1000 amino acids.
UGGUGAUGCAUAUAUAAACCCAAUGCGAACUGUAUUCCACAAUAGAUACCUAGGAACCUGUUAGAAGAAGCUGCAUGAGAAAAAGAACCCCUACAUGUGGUUUUAUCUCUGACUUCAUCAUCAUGAGACUGUCUCCGGCUUCACAACAUCUUCUGCUGCUCCUCUUAUCUGUCCUGUCACUCACAAACCCCUCAUUGGCCAACACCACAGAUCCAUCAGUCAAUACAACAAUAACUCCAACAACAACUGCACAGCCAUGGACAGUAAACCCCUCGUUGACCACCACCACAGAUCCAUCAGUCAGUACAACAACUGUUCAGUCAUGGACAGCGCCAGCAAUAUUUUAUCCAUUUGGCUCAGCAGCAGGAGACACUGAACAUGUUGAAACUGGUGGUGAAAGCUACUAUUAUGUUGGUCUUUCAACUCCAUUUAAGUUCUUCGGCCGAACAUACAACCAGAUAUAUGUCAAUUAUAAUGGACUCCUUACGUUCAACGUCCCUUCAGUGUCAGGACUAUACAAUCCCACCAGAGGAACUGAAGAUUUCAUUGCUGCGCUCUGGAAUGACUUUGAUGACAAUUACAGUGGUGUAUUCUCAUAUCAGCAGUACACCAAUGGAAGCGUCCUCAGUCGCGCCUCUCAGGAUAUCAACCAGUAUUUCUCUCAAGUGAACAUCAAUGCUGAUUGGGUCUUUGUCGUCACUUGGAGAUAUGGAUCUCAGCCAAACCCGGCAAUCCUGUUUCAAGUAGUUUUAAUUUCAGGUAGUGGUCAGUCUUACUUUCUGAUGAAUUAUGGUGACUGCGGUAUGUUAUAUGGUCAAGUGGAGGCUGGAUAUGACACAAUAAACUCCACAUACCAUUUUGUAAUCCCUGAUUCAUCUAAUGGCAACUACCAAAGCCUGAAGAACACGACUAAUGUAAAUGUUCCUGGUCGCUGGACAUUUAGUGCAUGGGCAGCACCAGCAAUAUUCUAUCAGUUCGGCUCAGCAGCAGGAGACACUGAAUAUUCUUUAAAUUCUGAUGAAGGCUAUUUAUUAAUUCCCUUCUCCAUUCCAUAUACAUUCUUUAACCACGCGUACAACAGCUUAUAUGUUCAUUUUAACGGACUCAUUACUUUCAACCAACCACAACCCUCAUCUGGACCUAACUAUAAUCCCAGCAGAGGAGCUGAAGAUUUCAUCGCUCCGCUCUGGAGUGACCUUGAUGACUAUUAUAAUGGUAUGUUCUUGUAUCAGGAGUACACUAAUGGAAGUGUCCUCACUCGCGCCACUCAAGAUAUAAACCAGUAUUUCCCUCAGAAUAACUUCACUGCUUCUUGGGUCUUUGUCGUCACUUGGAAAUAUGGACCACAGCAAAACCCGGCAAUCCUGUUUCAAGUGGUUUUGAUAUCAGAUGGCUAUUUUUCUUUCUUUCUGAUGAAUUAUGGUGACUGCGCUGUACUUUAUGAACAAGUGGAGGCUGGAUAUGACACAAUAAACUCCAUAUACAACUUUGUAAUUCCCGAUUCAACUAACGGCAACUACCAAAACCUGAAGAACACGACUAACGUAAAUGUUUCUGGUCGUUGGGCAUUCAUCGCAAGCAAUGAAUCAGUCAUUACAACAACAACAACAACAACAACAACAACAACAACAACUACAACAGCCCCAACAACUGUUCAGUCAUGGACAGCGCCAGCAAUAUUUUAUCCAUUUGGCUCAGCAGCAGGAGACACUGAACAUUUUGAAAAUGGUGGUGAAAGCUACUAUUCUGUUGGUCUUUCAACUCCAUUUAAGUUCUUCGGCCGAACAUACAACCAGAUAUAUGUCAAUUAUAAUGGACUCCUUACGUUCAACAUACCUUCAAUGUCAGGACCAUACAAUCCCACCAGAGGAACUGAAGAUUUCAUUGCUGCACUCUGGAAUGACUUUGAUGACUAUUACAGUGGUGUGAUCUCAUAUCAGCAGUACACCAAUGGAAGCGUCCUCAGUCGCGCCUCUCAGGAUAUCAACCAGUAUUUCUUUCAAGCGAACAUCAAUGCUGAUUGGGUCUUUGUCGUCACUUGGAAAUACGGAUCUCAACCAAACCCGGCAAUCCUGUUUCAAGUAGUUUUAAUUUCAGGUAGUGGUCAGUCUUACUUUCUGAUGAAUUAUGGUGACUGCGGUAUGUUAUAUGGUCAAGUAGAGGCUGGAUAUGACACAAUAAACUCCAUAAGCCACUUUGUAAUCCCUGAUUCAUCUAAUGGCAACUUCCAAAACCUGAAGAACACGACUAAUGUAAAUGUUCCUGGUCGUUGGACCUUUAGUGCAUGGGCAGCACCAGCAAUAUUCUAUCAGUUUGGUUCAGCAACAGGAGACACUGAAUAUGUUUCUUCUGAUGAAGGCUAUAUAUCCAUUCCCUUCUCCAUUCCAUAUACAUUCUUUAACCACACAUACAACAGCUUAUAUGUUCAUUUUAACGGACUCAUUACAUUCACCCAACCACAACCCUCAUCUGGACCGACCUAUAUUCCCACCAGAGGAGCUGAAGAUUUCAUCGCUCCACUCUGGGGUGACCUUGAUGACUAUUAUAAUGGUGUGUUCUCGUAUCAGCAGUACACUAAUGGAAGUGUCCUCACUCGCGCCACUCAGGAUAUCAACCAGUAUUUCCCUCAGAAUGACUUUGUUGCUUCUUGGGUCUUUGUUGUCACUUGGAAAUAUGGACCUGGGCAAAACCCGGCAAUCCUGUUUCAAGUGGUUUUGAUCUCAGAUGGCAGUCUUUCUUUCUUUCUGAUGAAUUAUGGUGACUGCGCAUAUGGUCAAGUGGAGGCUGGAUAUAACACAAUACAUUCUAUAUACAACUUUGUAAUUCCCGAUUCAACUAAUGGCAACUGCCAAAACCUGAAGAACACGACUAACGUAAAUGUUCCUGGUCGUUGGGCAUUCAUGGCUGGAUCAGAAAAUGUUGUAGGACUUCAAGUGAGACUUCAGUCAUUUUCAGACCUAACAAAGAAGGAAGACGUUGAGACUGUUUUGCAGCAAAUAAAACAAAUGCUGUUAGAUCGUGGACUGUCAAGUAGUGUCGUGAUGAAGAUAAGAAAAGUCGAGAAGACAAAGCCGUAGCAUCAGCCUCAUGGAAGUGAAUUAAAACACAGAACAUCGCUGCAGUUGAGGAUGUUGUUACCAUUGAUAAAGAGGAAAUGUCACUUCACAAGAAGGAAACCUUAAUAUUUUUUCACUCUUCAGCUUUCUUAUGAUGGACAAUGAUGUAUAAAAAAUUAUUACAUGAACUAUAUAUGUUCCAGCUCUUUUCUAUGUUGAUUCAGUUUGAAUAAUCAUUGGUCCAAUCUUUUGUUAAAGUCUAAUCUAACUGAUCUGUAGUAUGCAAACCAUGAAAUUCAACAUGAUCUUCCACUACUUAUGUAAGAUGAUUAAUACUUGACCCUGUUGUGAAUUACUUUCUUUAACAUUUAACCCCCUGAAUAGUCCCUUUUAAAUAACAAAACAUAAAUGUAAAUUGUUUUUAAACAACUUUGUAAUAGAGGUUGUCUUUAACAAUAAAUGAGACUUGACAUCA